Messenger RNA from Xylona heveae TC161, 1522 nucleotides. RefSeq lists its product as hypothetical. Lineage: Eukaryota; Fungi; Ascomycota; Xylonomycetes; Xylonales; Xylonaceae. Gene Ontology annotation, cellular component: endoplasmic reticulum membrane. The transcript has 2 exons. The record is from RefSeq and is a predicted model, not a curated record. Bases 115 to 1131 code for a protein of 338 amino acids. Gene Ontology annotation, biological process: lipid storage; phospholipid biosynthetic process; lipid droplet organization.
AGCGUCAGACCUUGUCCAACUUUCUGCAGGGCAGUUUUUACAUACACCCGUCACAAUUUAAUUCUGAAAGAAAAACACUACCGUCAGCUCAUGCAGUAGUAUUCAGGAGCAGAAAUGUCCUCAUCUUCCACCAUCUCGCAUCGUGAUAGGCGAGACAAGUCACAAGAAACAAUGAAUGGAUCUGCUCCGCGGCCGUCAACACCAUCGCAAGCUGGCCAACAGCGCCCACCAUAUCUUCCUACGCCCCUUGAAUCAAUCCUACUCGCAAUAUACCCUGCUACACUUCUUCUGGGCUCCCUCUUUUCCCUAAUCGAUCCCUCUGCCCGCGUCGCUCCAUACAGCGCAACCCUCCAGUCACACCCACCGGAAGUCGCACCCUCAUAUUUUGCGCAAAAAAAGAACAUUUUCAACGUCUGGUUUGUCAAGAAGGGAUGGUUCUGGACAACACUAGCGUAUUUCAUCUUUCUGUUCACUCAUCCAUCGACCGGCCCUUCUCGCCAUCCCGUCUUAACGCCGAGGCGAGUGCGCGGUUUUCUGCGCUGGACAGCGGUCACACUAUGGUGGAUGGUCUUGACACAAUGGUUUUUUGGACCUCCUUUAAUCGACCGAAGCUUCCGCUUCACUGGAGGACAAUGCGAGCUCGUACGCGACCCUGAGGCAAGGGAAGAUAUGAGCGCUCCGCGCGAAAUUCUGUCCGCUACUGCCUGCAAGCUCGCAGGUGGAAGUUGGAAGGGAGGUUAUGACAUUAGCGGGCAUGUGUUCAUGCUUGUGUUGGGAAGCGCUUUUCUAUGGCUGGAGAUACUCCCGGUUGUUCUGCGCUCUGCGGGGCUUCGCGAAGAUCGUAUUAUCAAGACCCCAGCCGGAGAGGUCAGGGAAUCUGGACGUGAGGUUGAGGUGGAGAGCAUCGGAACGGCACCUCACGCGCAUGGAGAUCCGAGUACCGGAGUCAAAGCUGCCGUUGUGGUUGUUGCUCUAUCGUGGUGGAUGCUGCUUAUGACAGCGGCCUAUUUCCACACUUGGUUCGAAAAGUUUACCGGUCUUGUGGUCGCCUUUUUCGGCAUAUUUUCUGUCUAUUUCCUCCCUCGAGCUGUACCCGCCGUGAGGAAUGUGAUAGGUAUGCCCGGCGUAUAAGAAGACUAUCAUCUCUUCCGUUCUUCUAGCAUAAAUCGUUUCUUAACUCAGCUUAAUUUCACAAAGUAUCUUUGAGGGCAUCUGGUCGCUGAGCAUUUAUUGCGAUACUUUGCCCAAAUAUGCGGAGAGACCAUAUAUUAUGUCUCCCCAAGUAUUCGUUUCUUUCUCUUUCAAAAGUCGCCAAGCUCUUUUGCCAAUUUUAAGCGCAAGAAAUCCAGCUCUCGAAAUGGUAAAUCUUCCAUCCAUUCCGUUAUUUGAAGCAAACAGGAUACAGUCACGGCAUGAUUAGAGUUCUCCACUCGUAUUCAUUCGAUAUCACCGUUCAUAUUUAGAAAUAUGUCAUACGUCAAGGAUUAUAUUAUUAGAGAUAAUACAAGUCUGGAAAAGUCUG